Messenger RNA from Dermacentor silvarum, 4049 nucleotides. RefSeq lists its product as uncharacterized. The record is from RefSeq and is a predicted model, not a curated record. NCBI's taxonomy places the organism in Eukaryota, Metazoa, Arthropoda, Arachnida, Ixodida, Ixodidae. Gene Ontology annotation, cellular component: extracellular region. Gene Ontology annotation, molecular function: chitin binding.
AAGCUUCCGAGGCUCUCGGGCCGGCUGCGGCUACCUUUCUUCCGCAAGGAGACGACGAAGCCGCUUCAGAACGGGCAAAACAUGGAGACCGACCUGACCAACUUCCUCCAAAACGGCGCGCAACCGGGCAUGCCCACGUUGCACAAGCUCCUCCUGAAGCAGUACUCCAAUCCUCCGAUGCACGGUGGCGUCAACGCGCCCCAGGCAAGCCACCUGUACCCGUCCUCGAUGCCUUUCGGCAUGCCCAGGCUGCCAGCACCCACUUCGGUGAGGCCCAUGGUUCACCCGCCACCUCCUAUGCCAAUGUACCCGAUGUCCCAUCACAUGGCCGGCUUCCACCCAAUGAGACCGCCGUACUACCCACGACCGGGAGGCAUGAUGCACGGCAUGCCGCUGCCGCCAUCGCCGUUCGGCGUACUACCGCCUCCGCCGAGCCCGCGGCCGCCUCCACCACCGCCUCCCAAGGUCAACAAGAGACCGGGGCCGGGGCCCAACGUGGUGUUCGCGGACAAGGAGCCGCAGGGCAGCGAUGGCAACUACGAGUCGGGCGAGAUCGAAGACGAGACGCCCAUCAUCAUACGCGGCCGCAAGCACCACGGCAAGCGGCGGCGGCCCAUUGUCAUUGAGGAGGACGUGUCCAGCGAGGAGGACGACUCGACGAGGCCCAUAGUGGUGCGCGGCCGCAAGCCGUACCGCAGCCGCGGUCGACGUCCGCCGUUUUCCGAGGACAACGACGAGCCAGACGAACCGGCGUACGCGAGUCGUAAGAGACCCCUCACUUACAUCGAGGAGCUGUCCGACUCUCGCCCGUACGGCAUGCGGGGCGGUGGCGGCGGAGGUGGUGGAUUCGACGACGAGGUGCCCAAGCCUUCCGGUAGCUUCCUGCACGACAUCAACACGGGACCCAGGGGCAUCCUGCGGUACAAUCCCAACACGGGACGCUUCUUUCACCAACCGCCGGACAGCAGCCGCUUCGACACGCUCAUGGCGUCAGAACAGCGGAAUAGCCCGAGGGCCACGAGUUCGCCGGGGUUUUACACGGGUUCUCCCGGCAGCGUGAUUCACGACUUCAGCAGUAUGAUGUCACACCAGAGGCACCAGGACUUCUCGGGGCUCCUCGACGAGUCCAAGAUGGUCCUCUCGCCGCACAUCGACGCCGUCACGUCACUCAGGGACCGACACGAGGCGUCCAGCUUCUUCCCGAACAAGCUUGAGUCUCAGCCGCCGCCGUCGCCAGGCAAGGACAUGCAGCCCAUAGUGUUCCACCUCCCCAACAAGGCGCCUUCUAAUCGCGAAAAGUACGUGCAAGCACUUAUAGUUCCCAUCCAAGGGAACAUGGAUCAAGUAGCUGAAGAGACGUUCGACAAGGCCACCAGCAAUCGCGUCCUUAUAAGCCCCAGAGGACAGUCAUACGUGAUAUUGCCGCCGAGAAACGAAGGUCUACAGGACAAGCAGCAGAAGGAGGCAGGUCCUAUGACCGACUCUCUCGAGCAGGAAGCGCACGUUAGACAAAACGGCCCGGUCGCUGCCCAGUCCUUUAUGCCAGUUACGUACGUGAGGCCGCCCAGUGGCUUGGAUCCCUCGGACAACAGGAUUCAGCCCACUUACCAUCCUGUCGACAGAACACAAAACUACGCGCAGCCCACGGCUAUCCGCAUUCUCGUGAGGAAUCCCAUAGACGGCACCAGCAAGGAAGUCUUCUCCAGCACUAUAAACGCCGGUGGUCCAUACCAGCAGGUCGGAGGGGAACCGCAGUACAAUCCUGGCAGAUUCAACUACGGCCCCGGGAACGACCAGAACAAUAGUAAGCUAGUCAUCAUCGCCCUUCCUAGAAGCGAACCGAACAGAGGCACGCAGGGGAUCGGCUCUCCAAAUUCACGCUCGAGCCCCGCUGUAAAUACUUAUUAUCAGGCAACAGCACUGAACAAACGCUUGCCAGCUACUUCGGCUGAAACGACAACACCAGUGCCUACGGUGUACAAUGAUCACCGACCGACAUCACAGUACCUCCCACCGAAAGUGCCUUACGACGUCGUCGCUCCGCAAAGUUCCGCGUCAUUCGGUUCGCCGAACAGCAAGCAGAAGACUGGCAACUUGGGCAAGACAGGCUACAGCUCAGCACCCGCGUUUUACGAACCGGGUAGGUCGCGGCAACAAUCUCAUCACAAGCCAAAACAGACUGCAACGUCUUCGAACCACGCCAGGAGGGCGCCGUCCACCUACAGUUACUAUCGGCAACAAAUAACUCCGGCGCCACCCUUGUCUUCAGGCCUUGGUACUGCGGCCCAGAGACGCGCAACUCGUGUAUCCCAGUACGCCAGGCGAAAGUACUCCUCCGCGUCAGACGGUUUGCUGAGCGAGCUGCCGUACGACUCGGGCUACCCUACUACUGUAACAGGCAACUCGGCCCAGGAGUACCCGGCCCUGGCGAAGAUCCCAGAGACGACUUUCACUUGCCACAACAAGGUCCCCGGCUACUACGCCAGCACCGAGCACAGGUGUCAGGUGUACCACCACUGCACAGCCGCCGGCUCCCUGCAGACCUUCCUGUGCCCCAACGGCACCGCUUUCAGCCAGCAGUCACUGGUGUGCGAAUGGUGGCACGAUGUGUCCUGCCCGCCCAACGCCAAGACGCCGCAGCCCGUCAAGGAGUCAUCCUUGCAGAGCCUCACCGAUGACGUCGGCUACCCCGUGUACAGGUGGCCCACCCGAACGCAGCAGCUGCUAUCGCCUCCCGCAGUGCGCCAGCCCACCACGACUCAAGCUCCGCAACCGCCCAGCUACAGCAGUUCCGUCAGUUUCAGCGUCGCCGCCGGAACCAAGGCCCACACGCUGGCGCCUUUCACCGGCAGCGGGGGAGCUGCGUCCACGGAGUACACAGUGGGCCUCGGUGGAGGCAAGCUACAGAACGCGACCCUGACUUUCCAAGCUGGGGACCGGAAAGUCGUGCGGGCACGAAAGCUGGUGACAAAGAUUCGAGGAUCCACGGCGUCGCAAGGAAGCGGCGGACAGAAGCGACAACGGAGCAAGGAAUCGUCCACGACGCAGUCUCCGGACGCCAAAUCUAGCGCGGAGUGACCUCCAAUCGAACAGUGAACGUCGGCCCAAAAAGAAGCUAGGCGACCCAAGACGGAGGACAGACGCGACACAACAGAAGGGCCCCGCAGAAUACCACAGGAACAGGACGCAGCAACUAGACCUCCAACAUGCCAACUCAGCAAGGGUGUCCAGAGUUUACUGUGGUUGGCAUACAUGUCGCGCGCCGCACGCACGGACGCCAAAGUGCUGGGCAACACGAACUGAUUCUCUACAAAAUGGUCGAGCAAUAUGAGUUGAAGUACCACCACAUUUCCCGGUCUACACUUCGCACCCAGCAUGUAGUUCUAACGGGUGAUUUUUGGCUGAACUGUUUGUGGCCAGUGUAAAGAAAAGGUGAUGGCGGACCCGGUAAUCGUUAUAUGAUUUGCCAUGGCGUUAAGUUGCCGGCGUAUUCAGGCCUCGUUACUUUCAAACUUGCCCUGAGUAAGAAAAGUGCCGCUGAGUCCAGGCAGCCAGUGAAGUGAUCUUGAUGUUUAGGCUGCACCCACGAAUUGUCUGCACCGCGAGUAACAAUUUUUGAAGAUGCAUAGUGCCAGGAUUGUAGACCGGAAAAUAUGGUACUUUCAAAAGCAGCAAAGGCUGUACAGAAAGGAAAAGAAGGGACGGUGUGGACGAGGGGUGGGCGGGCUUGUGCGGGUGCAAAAACUGCAAUGAAUCCAUGCGUGCACGCUCACUUAACCCGGUGUUUGUGGCCGGCCACGGCCGCCUGUGAAACAAGACGACGACGAGCUGGAGCAAGCCCUGCUGCCGAGCCGACUCCUUGAGCAUUAACACUGCCGGAUUGACACCUGCGGUCCGUAUACUGCUGGGCAGGACUCAGGACCGCAGGCCAUCUAUUUUUUUUUCUUUGUUUCUUUGUACAUAACAGCACUCUCCUGACCUCAUAUUUCAGUAUUUGAGCGAAAGAAGCCUUUAUUUUUGAGCGUUUUGUUUAAUAAAGAUGUAUUUAA